Molecule: messenger RNA, 2645 nt
Organism: Ictalurus furcatus (blue catfish)
Lineage: Eukaryota; Metazoa; Chordata; Actinopteri; Siluriformes; Ictaluridae
Gene: pex26
Product: peroxisomal biogenesis factor 26
Exons: 5
Coding region: 230-1159 (309 amino acids)
Biological process (GO): protein import into peroxisome matrix; protein import into peroxisome membrane
Cellular component (GO): peroxisomal membrane; peroxisome
Molecular function (GO): ATPase binding; protein-containing complex binding
Source: RefSeq, a predicted model, not a curated record
AGUAGGAGGCAAUAAGACGGAACAACAAAUAGCACCUUGUGCUUAUGUGUAGUACACUAGAUAGGGUGUAGAAGCCACGCUGUCGUAGUGGAUGUAGUGGAUGUAGUGUCCCUCUGUAGGGAACAAGUGCUUACUGAGGAGGAUUAAAGCCCACGCAGCAGUUAGUAAACAUACAGGACACACACACUGUAGCUUUACAGUAACUCUGACGCUUUAUUAAACACUUCCGAUGGUGUUUCGGGAUGAAUCGGCCAUGCAGAGAGGUUGUUCAGCUCCAGCUCGCCUCGGCAGUCCUGCCCUGUGUUUCUCACUGCCACACGGCUCAGGACUGCUGGACUCCGCCAUCGACCUCUUCAUCAUCCGGAAGGAUUUCCCCGCUGCACUCGCUGCAUGUGAGGGCGGACUGGAGAGUUUAGCUAAUGCUGAUGAGCAGGAACAACACAGUUCCAGGCACGGAGAGUUGAAAGCGGCGCUGUGCAUAGUUGGAAUUCAAGCUCUGGCCGAGUUAAACCGGUGGCAUGACGUGCUGACUUGGGUUUUGCAGCAUUAUGGCGAAACAGAGCAAAUUCCUGCAAAGAUCAUGCAGAUGUGCAUUCUUCUCUACACCAAGGUGGCAGAGCAGGCAGCGGUGCAGGAGGCGGUGCGAACUUGGCUGCGCUGCUCCUCUAACACGAGCCUGUCGGGUUACAGCAGCGUGGCCGAGCUCUACAUCCUGCAUGUUCUUCUGCCGCUGGGCCAAACCGCACAGGCCAAGGAGCUGCUGAAGGAUGAUGUGGGACAGGUCGCCUUUACUGAGGAUCAGAGACAGACCGCGCUUACUAUACUCGAGAAUCAUGACGCUAAAAAGAUGAACCAUUCAUAUCCAAGGCCUGAACCCGUCCCUGUGGAGGCAGAAAAAAAAGUUAAACCUCAAGGGUCGAUGGUCCGGAAGUUGAAUGCUGUUAUGAGGUUGUUGUACAGAGGACUGUCUCUGGCAGGUGUCACUGCCUGGCCACGCUUUAUUCACAGAACCGCUGUUCUUUUAUUCCUGCUGUACCUGCUGCUCAUACGUAUGGACCCAGCUUUGCCUUCAGCUUAUCCGUGGAUCCUUCGGCUGUACGGACUCUGGCAGCAGAUGUGGAACGCCAUGUUUGGACCGUACUACAGGGCUUCUUCUUGAGAAAUCCAUCUGUGCACAAUAAGCUGUAGGGAAAAAAAAAAACAACAACUAACGAUGAUGAAAACACUGCAAGCAGUUGGUCAUGAUUAACACAACGCUGAUGUGUGUGCUUGGGACUGCUUGCACAGAAAGGCUCAUGAGAAGUCAUCACUUUUCACUGGUUUAAUGAGAGCUGUUCUUACCCGUGUUUGUAACGCAUGCACUCUCAGGAAAAUAAGGCUAAACUGUACCUUUCAUUGUCCCUGGCGUGGUACACUCAAAGCGCUUCUAGUGUGUCCUUUACCUGCAAAGCAUGUAGUGCAUCGUUCGAAAAGCUAAUUUAAGGUACAACAGUUAAUUGGACUUGAGGUCCAAUUAAUUGCCUUAACUUAUGAUUUAUCAUUAUAAAUCAUAAGGUAUGCUACGUACAUUUUACCUCGUAGAAAUUAAACCGAACUGGAAACUAAAGGUACAAGGAAAGUGCCCCAGUGACAAGGAAAAGCACAAUUUAAUAUCCCUUUCCCUGAGCGUGUACACUAAGUGAAGUGCUUGCGAUUUUACCAUAUUUGAGAUUCAGGGUGUUGAACAUCUCUUGUUACUUAAUAACAAUGAAGUGAUCUAGAGCUUACAGAUCCUGUAUGUCAGCAGAAGUUAAACUUUGAUGUAGGUGGUGGGGAAGCCAUAGGGUGCUACCAAUGUGGGAACGGUACAGUACAAAUUCAGACAACAUCCGUGGGACCUCUCACUGCUGUAUGCCGAGGCCGUGUUUGGAAUUACAGUGGAUGUAAAUAGUCUAUACAGCAGAUUUUUGUGAUGUAAAGAUAAAUAAAACCAAGGGUGUGUCCCAAAAAGCUCCGUAGGUUGUGAAUCAGUAUAUCAUGUACACAAGUUGGGGCACUGGUAGGGACCCUGGCUCAUUACACAUUGGGACACUGGACUCGAUUUCCAGCGACAUGACUAGAUACGUUGUUAAUCGUCAUCAAAAAUGAAAGAUGUUUAACAAAAAUAAUGUUAAAUAUGUCACACAAAUUUGUUAGCUUAAGCACGUGUUUGUGUCAUGGUACGUGAAGCAGGAUCGUAGGCUAGCUAGUGGAUUUAAAAAAAAUCAUUAGACUCAAACAAACAUCAGAACGUCAAAUAUAGUUAAAAAUCGCUAACGUAAUUAACCAUUUGAGACCUACAAUUACAAGCUACUUACAUUGGUAGACAGAAGUUGCCAAAUUUUCUUUCAAGCUGAAAGGCUGCGGAAAAUAUUCCAUCAUUUCCAGUAAGGGAACAUGGUGAACAUUGAUGCUUCCUGGUUUUUGCAGUGUGUUGUGGGAUUUUUUUUAACAGAACAAACAUUCCAGUGCACUAGAAGGAUUUUGCGAUUGAGACAGCCCUUAAAAUGGCCGACUCCCCGAUCAGUGCCCUGACUACUGGACUAGGGAGCUGAUUGAGACGCACCGCAAGAUAAACCAUGUCAGAUCUUUUUCCACCUUUUAAUAUGAUAUAGCACACAACCAAA